AGAGCUUUCGGUGCAGAUUGUUCAGAGCUUUGAAGUCGCGCGGAUUGUUGCUGAACAUAUUUAUUUAAAAAAAUGGAUGAUAAAACGAUCGAUCAAAUUUUUGCUGGAUCUUUGGAUAAUUUACCACCGGUUAGCUCAAAGAUUGUGAGGAUAUUUACAAGCUCAACUUUCACAGAUACAACAAUGGAAAGAAACACUUUGAUGGCUAAAUGCUACCCGAAAAUUAAAGAUUAUUGCAGAGAAAAACACGGAUUAGAAUUUCAGGUGGUUGAUAUGCGUUGGGGGGUCCGCGACGAAGCAACAGACGAUCACAUGACCACCGAAUUAUGCAUGAAAGAGAUCCAAAACUGUCAAAGAUUAUCGAUGGGUCCAAAUUUUGUUGUUUUUCUUGGCCAAAAAUACGGAUAUCGCCCGAUUCCGACUUACAUUUUAAGCUCGGAGUUGCAAAUGAUUCGCGAUGAGUUACCGACAGAUGGAGCUACGUUAAUCGACACUUGGUACAGGAAAGAUGCAAACGCAGUUCCUCCAAUUUCCGUUUUACAACCGAUUAGUUCAAUUUUGGUUAAUUUUAAUAAUAAAAGGAUUCCAAAAUUGCAAGCUGAAGAUCAAGCCGUGUGGUGGGGGACUUUGGAAAAGUUUCAAAAACUUUUUCGAAAAGCUUCGAGCUCUUUGUAUCAGCAAGGAAAGAUGGAUAGAGACGCGAUGCAUAAUUAUUUUAUGUCGGUGACGGAGAGGGAGGUUAUUAACGGGAUUUUAAACGUGAGGAACACAAAAAAUCAUUGUUUGGCUUAUGUGAGGAUGAUCAAUAACAUUAAUUUGCAAAACUUAAAAAAAGCUUCGUUGUUUGUUGAUAUAAUAAAUCGAAGUGUUGAUGGGGAAGCCACCAAAUUAUUGGCGAAUUUAAGAGAUGACAGAUUACCCAAGAAAAUUGAGACAACAAAUAUGCAAAAAUACACAAUCGAUUGGAUUGGGAGAGAAGGUUUAGAUACAGCAACUCACGAAGAAUACCUAAAACAUUUCAUAACCCACUUCUACAAAAAUAUCAUUAAACUGGUGGAUAGAGCGAUGCGGAAAGAAGAUUCGAGUCCUCAAGGUCAAAUAAUAACCGAGAUUCUACAACAUUUACACGCUUGUAAUAAUUCGGUGAAAGUCUUUUAUGGAAGAGAAGAUAGUUUGGAGAAAAUAAAAAAUUACAUGCUCGGAGAUUCCGAUAAGAUUUUGGUACUUUACGGGGAUGGAGGAUGCGGAAAAACAUCUCUUUUAGCAAAAAGCGCUAGCAUGUCAACUAGUAAAGAGUGGUUCCAAGGCGCUAAACCCAUCAGCAUCGUCCGCUUUUUAGGAACAACUCCAGAUUCGAGCGCUUUAACACCAACUUUAAUCUCAAUUUGUCAACAAAUUUCUUAUAACUUUAUGAUACCUUUCGAGACGAUUCCGGACGAUAUCGUCCCGUUAACUGCACAUUUUAAACAGUUAAUAACGAUGGCCACUAAAGAUCAGCCAUUUUUUUUCUUUUUGGAUUCGGUUGAUCAAUUAACAGGGACUCAAGAUGCGAAUAAAGUCGCUUGGUUACCCACGAGACUUCCUCCACAUUGCAAAAUCAUCGUUUCAUGCGCUUGCGAACAAUCCAACCCGGAAGUUUCACGAGAAUACCACAUUUUACGGAGAAUGAUCGACGUUGAAGAUAAUUUCAUUGAAGUCACAGCUUUGGGAGAGGAUUUAGCUAUGCAAGUUAUAAAGAUGUGGAUGGGAAGAGCUUGCAGAGACCUAACGAACUAUCAAUGGAGAUUAGUUUCGAACGCGAUCGAAAAAUGUUCUUUGCCGAUUUUCGUAAAACUAGUUUUCGCGGAAAUUUGUCGCUGGAGGAGUUACACGAAAUCGAACGACACCCAUUUAGCAUCGACCGUAAUGGACUCAAUCAUGAUGUUAUUCGAACGAAUCGAGAAACAACACGGAAGAAUCUUAGUUUUCCACGCUUUGGCUUACAUCACAGCCGCGAAAAGCGGCCUAUCCGAAUCGGAACUCGAAGAUUUAAUCUCGUUAGACGACAAAGUCUUGGACGAUGUUUACCAGUAUCAUUUACCACCAGUUCGGAGAAUCCCCCCUUUACUAUGGACACGAAUCAGAAACGAUUUACCGAAUUAUUUAUCAGAACGCGAAGCCGACGGGGUGAGCGUCAUGAAUUGGUAUCAUCGCCAAUUUCGAGAUACAGCAAAAGAGAGAUAUUUCAAAAACAUGAAUAUGGCCAUGUAUUUCCACUCGAUGAUAGCCGAUUAUUAUUUGGGGAUAUGGGGCGGGGGGAAACCCAAACCAUUCAAAUUUACCGAGAUUCAAAGGCACCGAUUUAAUCUCCAAGAUAGAGAAGGAAGCGCAGAUCGAAAAGUUCCCGUUCAACCCCUAUUUUUUUAUUCGAAAGAUGGUAAAAUUUCGAGAUACAAUCUAAGAAAAUUCGGGGAAUUACCUUAUCACUUGGUGCGUUCGAAACGUUUUAAGGAUCUUUACGAAAACGUUUUGUUUAAUUACGAGUGGUUGCACGCGAAAUUGUCGAGUUGCCCCUUACAGGCCGUUUUGGCCGAUUACGAGGACGCCAGCACUCACCGCAACGAUAAAGAAGCAAAAAGAGAGUUGAUGUUGGUCGCCGACGCUUUGAGAUUGGGCGGGGCCGUUUUGGCUUUGUACCCGAAUUUGUUAGCGCCCCAAUUAGUUGGGAGAUUACUCCCCGAGAGCCCUUCAAACCCAAACAUUAAGAUGUUAUUAAACGAUUGCGACAUAAAGGGGCCAAUUCAUUGCGCUUUAAUGCCGUUGUAUCAUUGUUUGCACACCCCAGGGGGGCCCUUAAAG
Onthophagus taurus is the source of this 2838-nucleotide messenger RNA. NCBI's taxonomy places the organism in Eukaryota, Metazoa, Arthropoda, Insecta, Coleoptera, Scarabaeidae. The record is from RefSeq and is a predicted model, not a curated record.